Molecule: messenger RNA, 726 nt
Organism: Cuculus canorus (common cuckoo)
Lineage: Eukaryota; Metazoa; Chordata; Aves; Cuculiformes; Cuculidae
Gene: CKLF
Product: chemokine like factor
Exons: 4
Coding region: 16-513 (165 amino acids)
Cellular component (GO): membrane
Source: RefSeq, a predicted model, not a curated record
GCCGCCACAUCGCCCAUGGCUGCCGACGCGGCCCCCACUUCCGCCAGGACCCCCCACUUCCGCCCGCGCCGCUUCCGCUUCCAGCCGGCGGCCAUGGAGCUGCACGCAGCCUUCGCUCGCUCUCCGCGCGGCGCUGUCAAGGUGGCCCGCACGGUGGCGGCGAUGGUAGUGCUGCUGUGCUUCGCAGUGUCCCGCGCCCCCGGCGCCUGCACCGCGCUGGCCGCCUUCGAGGCCGCCUUCACCGGGCUGUUCCUGCUGCUCUACCUCCUGCGCCUGGACAAGGAGCUGCCCUGGCUCUGCUGGCCGCUCGCGGAUAUUUUUAACUCGGUGAUCGCGGCAUUGUUCCUCCUCGUGGUGUGCCUGUCUGCCAUCAUAGUCCAGACCAACCACGGGACAGUGGCCGGAGGCGUGAUUGGUCUUAUAUUGCUUGUUCUCUGUGUUGUCGAUGCGGUUCUUCUUUUCAAGAAGAUUAGCUUUAAUAGACCGAGAGGAAGCGAUACGACCACGAAAUAAGAUUACCAUUCUAGUAACAGAACGGUUUCUCCAUUGAUAACUGUUACUGUUCUCUUUGAUUCUUCAUGUGUUCAUCUUUGAAUUUCCUGUGUGUUUAUGUGCAUUUUUGCAAGUAUUGCUCAUCAGUUGUCUUAUGUUUACAAAUGCAGUUACUGCGUUCCAGUUUCAUCAGUACAAGCUUUAGAGAAAACUGUGAUUGAGCGUCUAAACUUA